This is a messenger RNA of Acaulospora morrowiae, 264 nucleotides long. The record is from the annotation of a GenBank genome assembly. NCBI's taxonomy places the organism in Eukaryota, Fungi, Glomeromycota, Glomeromycetes, Diversisporales, Acaulosporaceae.
AUGAAGCGAAAACGUCAAGAACGAAAAACCUCAGAAGAACGUGAUAUUUACCUCGGAAACAGACGUAAGAGGGAUCAUCUGCGCCGGGAACGGGAGACUUCAAAAGAACGUGAUGAUCACCGAAAAAAGGAUAGGGAAAGAAAACAAAGACUUCGAGAACGGGAGACUUCUAAUGAUCACAAUUCUCGACUUAAAAAAAACCGUAAGAGACACUAUCAGCUUCGUGAGCGAGAGACCUCUGUUUCAAGCAGAACCUUAUUCUAG